UUUAUUUCGAGAAUGAAAGAAAGAAUACUAAAAACGAAACAUUUUGUUUGGUGUAUUAUUAUUAUUUCUCUCUGUAUGUGUGUAACCUGAUCUGUUUCUUCUCUUCCUCAUGUUUAGUCGUCAUUAAUUUGCAUUCGGUUGUCCAAUCGUUUACUCGCAAGUCCAAAAAGCGGGCUCAAUGGAUUUCUGGCAAAAAACUCGGAGUUUGGCGGAAGAAGCAGCAAAGCGAACGCAAGAAUUCACCAAAGAAGCGGCGAAUCGUUCACAGGAAAUAACCAUUGGUUCCUCCAAGCUCUCAGACGUCGUUUUAGCAGCAUCCAAACGAUCCAAAGAAUUCGCCGCCGAGGCAUCCAAGCUAUCCAAAGAAAUUGCCGUCGAGGCUUCUAAACGAUCCAAAGAAAUUGCCGUCGAAGUUUCUAAACGUGCCGAUGUUAUUGUUUCGGAAGCUUCCAAACGCGCCGAUCAGAUCAAAGUCGAUGCUCUCAAACGCGCUGAACAGAUCAAGUUUGAAAUUCCUUCAUCUGCGCUUUCUCACAUUGUCGACUCCUCGGCUCCUCCUCAAACCGCUUUGCCUCCCCCUACGCCGGCCGAUCUAGAAAAAUUUGGAGUAACCGAUGACCUGAGAGAAUUCGUUAAGGGGAUUACCAUUAAUACGUUUCAGGAUUUUCCACUUGAAGAUGAUUCGGUGAUCUCUGAUAUCCCUACAGUCUCAAAUGUUCGGCAGGAUCUUACAGAAUUUCAGGAAAAACACGCAAAAUUUGUUCUUUCGUCUGUCAAGGAAAUUUCAAAGCUAAGAUACGAGUUAUGCCCACGCAUAAUGAGGGAGAGGAAGUUCUGGAGAAUCUACUUUAUUUUAGUUAACAGUCAUGUGGCCCAUAUUCCAAAAUGUGCCUCAUCACUUUGGUAUGAAAAGAAAUACAUGGAAGAGGCCAAAAUAAGAUCUGUUGAAAAGGCACCAGUAGAGAUUGUAAAGGAGGUUUCAUUAGCUGAAACAACUUCUAAACCAGAGGCAGAGGCAACAGCGCAGAAAAAUAAGAAGGCAACCUCAUCAACAUCAGACCAGGAUUUGGAUGUUUUUCUCCUUGGAGAAGACAGCGAUGAUGGGCCAGGGAGCUCACAACGGUGAAAGUAAGUGCAUAGCAUUGGCUGCCUUUGCUCGGGAAGUUUGGGGAUGAAGUCCUUCUGGAUGACGUAUUCCUGUGGGAUAGCAUGAUAAAGCCAGCUACAUCAAUUAGCCAAUACUCACCAUAUUCCAUUCCACCUAUUCUUCCACGGUGGUGUGUUGCAUUUUAUUGCUCUUUAUUUUGCUAUAUUCUUACUGGAAAUACAGAGGAGAGGGUGGGCAAUGGCGGUCAAAUAGUGUAUGAUGGUAUUUCGGAGCUGUAAAUUUGGAUUCAUUUUUAUUUUCAUUUGUCUUUAUUCUGUAUCAGCAGCAAUUUAUUCAUUAUAUAUCUAUUUCUAUGUUGGUGGACAACAGUAGAUUCGUCUGCUUUCUUUAAAUCAAAUGGGGAACUAUUUUCCCUUUCCGAGAACAUUUCAUUUGGUGGUGUAUAAAAACAGUACUGAAUAGGGUGUAUUUGUUAUACUGAGAUUAGAAGUGUGGGCAUUAGUUACGCCAAGCUUAUUUUUAUUCA
Capsicum annuum is the source of this 1634-nucleotide messenger RNA. RefSeq lists its product as uncharacterized. The record is from RefSeq and is a predicted model, not a curated record. The transcript is spliced from 6 exons. NCBI's taxonomy places the organism in Eukaryota, Viridiplantae, Streptophyta, Magnoliopsida, Solanales, Solanaceae. Bases 179 to 1126 code for a protein of 315 amino acids.